This is a messenger RNA of Fusarium tjaetaba, 714 nucleotides long. RefSeq names its product aromatic compound dioxygenase. Gene Ontology annotation, molecular function: iron ion binding; oxidoreductase activity, acting on single donors with incorporation of molecular oxygen, incorporation of two atoms of oxygen. NCBI's taxonomy places the organism in Eukaryota, Fungi, Ascomycota, Sordariomycetes, Hypocreales, Nectriaceae. The record is from RefSeq and is a predicted model, not a curated record. The transcript is spliced from 2 exons. Bases 1 to 714 code for a protein of 237 amino acids.
AUGGACCAAGAGACCACGUAUCGCCCGUACUCUAGAGAGCUGAUCCGUUCCGAUAUUGUGGAUGGCGAGGCUGGAGUGCCUCUGCAUAUGGAGGUCCAGUUCAUCGACUAUAAGACCUGUGAGCCGCUAAAGGGAAGAUAUGUGGACACGUGGGACUGCAACUCGACCAGCAUCUACUCUGGUGUUGUUGACGAAGUGGUCAGUAAGGCCUCUGAUCUCGAUACUACCUUCUUCAGAGGUAUCCAGCCUACCGAUGAGCUCGGCGUCGUCUCUUUCGAUACCAAGUUUCCUGGCCACUAUCCCCUUCGGGCCACGCAUGUGCAUGCCCUCGUUGACCAAAAUGCGAAGCUCCUUCCGAACAAUACUCGACAACUCAACUCGGGCAACAUUUCUCAUGUCGACCAGAUCUUCUUCGACCAGGAACUUUGCAACCUUGUCGACACUAUUGAGCUAUAUACCUCCAACGCCAACAAGAUAGUCAAAAACGUAGAAGACAAAGUACUUUACGCCGAGGUUAAUGACAUGGAUCCAGUCGCACGUUACACAUUCAUUGGAGACACCGUAAGUGAGGGACUCAUGGCAUGGACAGUUUUCGGAAUCGAGAAAUACGCCAACUACAACGGUGUUGUGCAAGCAGCCAGUUAUUAUGGCGAAGACGGCGUUGGAGCCAACGCAGAGUACAACUUGAGUCUUCCAACAAAUCCUCCAUACUAA